Molecule: messenger RNA, 816 nt
Organism: Alternaria postmessia
Lineage: Eukaryota; Fungi; Ascomycota; Dothideomycetes; Pleosporales; Pleosporaceae
Exons: 4
Coding region: 1-816 (271 amino acids)
Source: RefSeq, a predicted model, not a curated record
AUGGUAAUCUCCCCUGAAUAUCCCGGCUUAGAAGUCAAAGUCUGUGUUGUUGGUCAGCAGUUGCAUGAGUACGACGACGAAGAUGCUACACUAAAGACAAUCACCAAGUACAUAGAAGCACGCUCAGACUGCAAGUUCGUGGUCACUGCUAUCUUCCGGCCGCCGUUUUCGACUCGCUACCAUGUCAGAGCGCAACUUUCGAUUGACGGAGUCUCCGUAGCUAAAACAUUUUGCGAACGAGAGAAGCUCCUCCAAAAACAAAUCGAGAUGAGUGGCCAUCGGUCGCAACGAAAUGGAGAAUGGGUCAAACAAGACUUCUGCUUCGCCAAACUGAACAUUGGCAAGUACCAGAAAUGUGCUGCUGUUUUGAAGCAGACUCUCAGUACUAAAGGACGUAUCACCAUAGCCUUUCAAUUCAUCGAAAGCUACCAAGAUUUGGGACUAGAUCCCCGACCACCCAGCAACAGACGCCAUGAACUUGAAGCGCUGAAGGAAAUCCCGGAGAAAGCACUCAAGGGUGACGCAUUAUCACAUCAAGCAGUCCUCAAAACACUUCGAAUUCUCAAAAUCACCGAGCCCACUUCUGUUCCUCUGGAAGACAGGCCCGAGGAGGACCUUACCCCAGCGGAGCUGAGAGAGCUACUGCGUCGCGUGCGACAACGAGAAGGAGAGAGCGAAUCUAUCAAGCAGGAAGUUAGUACUACUGCUAGAGUCAAGCGCGAAAGGACCAUUGACGACAAGGAUGAUGUAAUCUAUGUUGAGACGCGACAAAGCAAACGUCCACGUAUGGAUCAGACCGUCAUCAUGAUAGACUGA